CUCUUCUUCCCUACCAGUCCACCAAACCCUCCUCCAGCCCCAGUCCGUCCACGCUCCGUUGGCCUUGCUACGCUACGCCGCCGCCGCCGCCUGCUCCGUCCCCGGCCCUCCAGCAGCGGCGUGUGCUCUCCUCACCACAGCGGUGAAACCAGUGACCAUGGUGAUCCCUCCACCAGAAAGGGCAGCAAGAGUUACCCGCUUUCUGAAGCCCUACCUGUUGAGGAUGCAUUUCUCAAACAAGUAUGUAUCCGCUCAGGUCAUCCAUAGCCCAACAGCGACUGUUGCAUGUUCUGCAAGCUCGCAGGAAAAGCUCCUGAGACCAGACAUGGGGUCGACCCGUGAUGUUGCAGCUGCUGCGAAGAUUGGAAAGUUGCUCGGUGAGCGCCUUUUGCUCAAGGGAAUACCUGCAGUGUCCAUCCACAUGAAGAGAGAACAGAAGUACCACGGGAAAGUCAAGGCUGUAAUAGAUUCUGUUAGAGAAGCUGGAGUUAAAUUGUUGUGAUUGUUAUGUUAAAAUUAUUGAUCUCCAGUUAGCAUGUGACCUACAUUGAGAUGUGUUUCUGAAGUUUGCACCAGUGCAAAACGGCGUGAACUUUGCUGUUUUGAAAUAUGGUGCUAAAUGGGAUAAUUUCUAAGUCAAUAAAAGGACUUUGUAUUGCUGAAUGCCUUA
Messenger RNA from Setaria italica (foxtail millet), 670 nucleotides. Its product is annotated as 50S ribosomal protein L18. Gene Ontology annotation, biological process: translation. Bases 158 to 502 code for a protein of 114 amino acids. The record is from RefSeq and is a predicted model, not a curated record. NCBI's taxonomy places the organism in Eukaryota, Viridiplantae, Streptophyta, Magnoliopsida, Poales, Poaceae. The transcript has 2 exons. Gene Ontology annotation, molecular function: structural constituent of ribosome; 5S rRNA binding. Gene Ontology annotation, cellular component: ribosome.